Messenger RNA from Xenopus laevis (African clawed frog), 1905 nucleotides. It is a transcript of the gene ctsb.S, whose product is annotated as cathepsin B S homeolog. The record is from RefSeq and is a predicted model, not a curated record. The transcript has 10 exons. Gene Ontology annotation, molecular function: cysteine-type peptidase activity; cysteine-type endopeptidase activity. NCBI's taxonomy places the organism in Eukaryota, Metazoa, Chordata, Amphibia, Anura, Pipidae. Gene Ontology annotation, biological process: proteolysis. The coding region runs from base 148 to 1149 and encodes 333 amino acids.
GUUAUACCUACAAGAAUCAGCGUAAGGCAAGGCCGUGCGCAAAGUUCCCUGUGUUUACGACACCUCCCCUCCUGUCUGGCCGCUCAUGUGACUGAGUCAGGCGGUAGUGCGCAGGGCGGGGCCAGUUGCUGGGGGAGUCCUGCAACAAUGUGGCAUCUUGUAGUUGCACUCUGCUUCUUGGCCUCCAUCGCCAGCUCCCGGCAUCUCCCCUACUUUGCCCCCUUGUCACACGAUAUGGUGAAUUAUAUCAACAAGGUCAACACUACAUGGAAGGCUGGACACAACUUUGCUAAUGCUGAUCUACACUAUGUAAAGCGGCUCUGCGGAACUCUCCUUAAGGGCCCCCAGCUGCAAAAGAGGUUUGGGUUCGCUGAUGGCCUGGAGCUUCCUGACAGUUUUGAUUCCCGGGCAGCCUGGCCCAACUGUCCCACCAUCCGGGAGAUCCGAGAUCAGGGAUCCUGCGGCUCUUGCUGGGCAUUUGGUGCAGUAGAAGCCAUCUCUGACCGUGUUUGUGUGCACACCAAUGGGAAGGUGAAUGUGGAGGUGUCGGCAGAAGAUCUCCUGUCCUGCUGUGGCGAUGAAUGUGGCAUGGGUUGUAACGGAGGGUACCCGUCUGGAGCCUGGCAAUUCUGGACGGAGACCGGUCUGGUAUCUGGGGGCUUGUACGACUCUCAUGUUGGCUGCAGGCCCUACUCGAUCCCUCCCUGCGAGCACCACGUGAAUGGCUCAAGGCCGGCCUGCAAGGGGGAAGAGGGCGAUACCCCAAAGUGCGUGAAGCAGUGCGAGGAAGGCUACUCUCCAGCCUAUGGGACCGACAAACAUUUUGGAACCACGUCCUACGGUGUUCCAACCAGUGAGAAGGAAAUCAUGGCUGAAAUCUACAAGAACGGCCCAGUAGAAGGAGCUUUCUUGGUCUAUGCUGACUUUCCCCUGUACAAGUCGGGUGUUUACCAACAUGAAACCGGAGAAGAACUUGGAGGUCAUGCUAUAAAGAUCCUGGGAUGGGGUGUGGAAAAUGGCACCCCCUACUGGCUGUGUGCAAACUCCUGGAACACAGACUGGGGUGAUAAUGGCUUCUUCAAGAUUCUGCGUGGAAAGGAUCACUGUGGGAUUGAGUCCGAGAUUGUUGCCGGAGUUCCCAAAAACUAGAGCUUUUAUCAAUUUCUUUUAACUCUGAAGUCUGCUGCGAUAUGAUUUUUUAUUUAGAGGAGGAAAUGGAGUUGGGGGGCGAGAAACGAUUCAAGUAAAAUAUCACUAGGGCUAUUUUUCUAUGGCAACAGGACUAAGAGCAGGGCAUGCUGGGAAACUAAUCCUUGUUGCCCUAGAAAGUGAUGUUCUGGCCCAGCAAUUCUGCAACUCCCAGGAACCCACUGGGAGUUGCUGUAACAUCAAUAUUUGGAAGCUGCCAAUCCCUGUAAUAGGAAUAAUCUACAUUUUUUUUAUUUUAUUUUUUUUCGGGGGGGGGGGGGGUGGCAGGGGAAUCUCCACAGACUGACGCACCUCAUUUAAAUAAUUUUAAUUGUUUCCACCGCUGUGAUUGGAGGGCUCCAUUGUGCGACAGUUUAAUGAGUCUAUAGAUAUUAGUUUUUUUUUUUUUUAAUUCAUAAGGGGGUUGUUCUACUCCUGGUUCUACCCGCAACCACUAUAUGAUUCUGUGUAACUCCUGCCAUUGCUUCUGACACUUGUGAUCCUGGUGCACAACUGCAAUGCCAUUUAAAGCUACAGGCAUCGGUGUGGGCGGAGCCAGCCCAUGAAACCGAACGCUUAGGAACGAGCAAUUCCUUGGAUGAUACCACGUGCCUCUUGUAUACACGGCUCAUGUUGCCUUUUUUAGUUUGUCUUUUAAAAAGAUGGUAGUGUCAAUUGUUUUAAUUUGCCAAUAAAAUGCCUUCGUCUUCCUUUUAA